CAUGAAACGUGUGAACAGGUUUUGUUUAAUUUCUUUUGAGUUAAGUUUUUAACAUAAAAAGUGAUAAAUAAUCAUUUAUUUAUUUUAUUAUGAAGUAUUAACUGUGUGUUAAAACCUGAUUCUUACAUACAUAAAAUUAGUUUUUUUAUCAAAUUAUGGCACGAAUGACUAAGAAAAAAGUAAACCCAACCUCUAAGUGUCAUACAAAAAAAAGACGCAAAAGAAUUCGUCGAAAUACAAGAAAAGCUUACUCAGAGACUGCUAUCAAAGAAGCUCUUGCAGCCAUCAGGGCAGGUGAUACAUUGAGAAAAGCGUCGAAGGCUCAUAAUGUUCCUGUAACAACUUUAUUUAGAAGAUCUAAGGAUCCCAAUUCUGUUGCAAAAAAAAGUGGCCCACCGACAGUUUUGUCAGCUGAAGUAGAGCAACGUAUAGUGGAUUGGAUUAUUUAUAGAGGAAAAAGAGGCCAUCCUGUAGGAAAAUCAAAUAUUAUAGAAGGUGUCGAGUUGUAUAUUAAAGAAGCAGGCAUCGAUUGUAAGUCUUUUGUUAAUGGUAAACCUGGUCGUCAUUCGUAUGAAGCUUUCAUGAGACGUCAUCCUGAAUUAUCGAAACGUACACCACAGCAUUUAACUAAAGCUAGAUAUGAAGUUGAUGAAGAAGAUUUAAGACAGUGGUUCCAUGAAGUAAAAACUCACUUAGAAAGUAAAAAUUUAUUAAACAUACACCCAUCCAGGAUUUUUAAUUGUGAUGAAACCAAUUUAGCGCUAUGUCCAAAGUCUAAGUAUGUUAUAACUGCUAAAGGAGCCAAAAACAGUAUAUAA
This is a messenger RNA of Chelonus insularis, 818 nucleotides long. RefSeq lists its product as uncharacterized. NCBI's taxonomy places the organism in Eukaryota, Metazoa, Arthropoda, Insecta, Hymenoptera, Braconidae. The record is from RefSeq and is a predicted model, not a curated record. The transcript is spliced from 2 exons. Gene Ontology annotation, molecular function: DNA binding. The coding region runs from base 156 to 818 and encodes 220 amino acids.